AUGAAGGUCUCAAUCGUCAACGCCCUCACCCUCGCCCUCAUCGCCGGUGUCAAGGUCGCCGAGGCUUGCUCGCUCUUCGACAACUGCCGCUGCACAAUGGCCGACGGCUCCAUAAACAACGACAUCACAACGGCCGCUUGCGCCUCGAAACGUACCGCAGCCGAUCUCGACGGUUCUGACAGCACGGCCUACACCAUUACGACGGACAGCUCUAACACCGCAACCUGCCAGUCGGGGUUCGUCGGCAAGGAUGACCUCACCCUUGACAACUGCGACUUCCGGGAGAGGUGCACCGCGGCGGGCGCAACAGGCUCUGACUCCCUCUGCACGAACGCGAAUUAA
This is a messenger RNA of Colletotrichum graminicola M1.001, 342 nucleotides long. RefSeq lists its product as uncharacterized. Bases 1 to 342 code for a protein of 113 amino acids. Lineage: Eukaryota; Fungi; Ascomycota; Sordariomycetes; Glomerellales; Glomerellaceae. The transcript has a single exon. The record is from RefSeq and is a predicted model, not a curated record.